AUGCGGCACGUUGGCGCGAUGCGACGCGGGAUGACGGUCGUCCGCGCCGGGCUGCGCGACGUGCGGUACAGGCAGCGCAACUACCGGCAGCCUGCUUCCUGCGGCCGGAGCUCUCGCGGCGCCCGCCUCUCCGCAUGCAAGGCCUGCUCGUCCAGCGCGUUUGUCCCGGCCUGCGUCCUACUGAAGUCGCGUCUACUCAAGGGCCAGCGGCAGGCUCGCGACGCCUCGUUCAUCAUCGCGCGGGCGUCUGGGCUGUCGUCCGAGGAGCAGAUGACCACCGCGACGGGGCGGCGGGCGCUGGCCGCGUUGCGCGACAACGUGCAGGAGAUCCUUGGCAUCGUUGACCUCGACGGGAUGCGCGCGCAGCUCGCGGACCUGGAGGCCCAGACAUCAGACAGCAGUGUGUGGGACGACCCACAAAAGGGGAGCGAGCUGUCGCAAGCGGCCGGGCGCGUCAAGGCCGACAUAGCAGAGAUCGAGGGCAUGACGCGGCUCGUCGAGGACAUGGAGGUCGCGCUGGAGCUGGCAGAGCUGGACGACGACGGCACCGAGGCGCAGCUGGGUGCGCUGGCGGAGGCGCAGGCUGCCGCUGAGGCCCUCGACGCGGCGAUCGAGCGGUGGGAGCUGCAGCGGCUGCUGGGCGGCACCUACGACGACAAGAACGUGAUUCUGAGCAUCCAGGCCGGCGCAGGUGGGACGGAGGCGCAGGACUGGGCGGAGAUGCUGGAACGGAUGUAUGUGCGGUGGGCGGAGCGGCAGGGGUUCGCGGUGCGGCUGCUCGACAGACAGGCGGGCGAGGAGGCGGGCAUCAAGAGCUGCGAGCUCUCGAUCAGCGGCCGGUACGCGUACGGCCUGCUGCGCGGCGAGAAGGGCACGCACCGGCUGGUCCGCCAGUCGCCGUUCAACGCCAAGGCGGCGCGGAUGACGUCGUUCGCGGGCGUCGACGUGAUGCCGGACAUGGGCGACGGCGUGCAGGAGGUCGACCUCCCGGAGUCCGACCUGGAGAUCACGACCAUGCGGGCUGGCGGCGCGGGCGGGCAGAACGUCAACAAGGUCGAGACCGCGGUGCGCGUCAAGCACCUGCCCACGGGCAUCGCGGUGCGGUGCGCGGAGGAACGCACGCAGCAGGCGAACCGGAAGCGCGCGCUCGCGCUCCUGGCGGGCAGGCUGCUCGUCAUCGCGCAGGAACAGGAGGCCGCGAAGAUUGCAGAGAUCCGGGGGGACCUCGUCAAGGCCGAGUGGGGGCAGCAGAUCAGGAACUAUGUGUUCCAUCCUUACAAGAUGGUGAAGGACGUGCGGACGGGCGUGGAGACGUCGAACGUGACCGCUGUCAUGGACGGCGCGCUGGAUGAGUUCCUGCAGGGCACGCUGCGCUGGCGCGGCUCGAAGGAGGCGGGCGCGGUGAGCGCACAGUGA
Pedinophyceae sp. YPF-701 is the source of this 1416-nucleotide messenger RNA. The record is from the annotation of a GenBank genome assembly. Lineage: Eukaryota; Viridiplantae; Chlorophyta; Pedinophyceae.